Molecule: messenger RNA, 1793 nt
Organism: Labeo rohita (rohu)
Lineage: Eukaryota; Metazoa; Chordata; Actinopteri; Cypriniformes; Cyprinidae
Product: D-amino-acid oxidase-like
Exons: 12
Coding region: 112-1152 (346 amino acids)
Molecular function (GO): FAD binding; D-amino-acid oxidase activity
Source: RefSeq, a predicted model, not a curated record
UAAAAUGGUCUGUCACUGCAUUGCACAAGGCAGUGCAUAUAAGAGAGGGAGAGAGUCAAGAAGAGCUCUGGGACUUUUUGGACAAAAACGUCUGGUGAACUUAAUUCAGACAUGAGGGUGUGCAUCAUUGGAGCGGGGGUCAUUGGUCUCUCCACCGCUCAGAGCAUCUACCAGCACUUCCACGGCAGGGUCACCCCCCUCACCAUAGAGGUGUAUGCUGAUGUCUUUACUCCACUCACCACCAGCGACGGCGCAGCUGGAUUCUGGCAGCCAUAUCUCUAUGACAAGGGGAACGUGAAAGAAACUAAAUGGAAUAAAGAGACAUUUGACUAUCUACUAAGUUGCCUCAGCUCUCCAGAUUCAGUCAAAAUGGGAAUCUUCCUUCAGUCUGGCUACAAUCUGUGCACUGAACCUAUGCCGGACCCCUCAUUUAAAGACACUGUGUUGGGUUUUCGCCAGCUGACUGAACGUGAACUAGAAAUGUUCCCAGGAUACAGUUUUGGGUGGUUUAACACUACUCUCUUGAUUGAAGGAAAGACAUACCUGCCCUGGCUUAUGGACUGGUUGAGACAAAGACAGGUCCAGUUUUAUCAGAGGACAAUUGGCUCAUUUAAAGAGUUGGCAGAUGGUGCUGAUGUUAUCAUCAACUGCUCCGGUGUCCGAUCAGGAAAGCUCCAACCUGAUCCUGAGCUCCAGCCAGGCAGAGGACAGAUCAUUAGGGUAGAUGCUCCCUGGUUAAAGCACUGGAUCAUCACACAUAAGACAUUAAAAAUCUACGGGGACUCACCUUACAUCAUUCCUGGGAGUCGUUUUGUCACUGUGGGUGGAGUUUUCCAAGAAGGAAACUGGAAUCAGCAUAACAGUUCUGCUGACCAUAAUAAAAUCUGGGAAGCGGCCUGUAAGCUUGAGCCCAGUCUACAGCAUGCACAGAUAGUAGAGGACUGGACUGGUCUCAGGCCCUCACGCAGCAAAGUUAGACUGGAGAGAGAGACCAUACGAUCUGAAAACACCUUGUUUGAGGUCAUUCAUAACUACGGACAUGGCGGUUUUGGAAUGACCAUCCAUCGUGGAUGUACUGAGAAAGCUGCUCAUCUCUUUGGUCAGAUCCUGGAGCAGAAAGGCCUGUUAGCAGAUUCUAAAUCACAUCUCUAAUAGAUCUAUGCCUCUGGAUAAGGUUAUCUAUCAAGUUUUAUUCUCAUUCUUAUCUAACCAUUGCCAUACUGAUUCCAAGAGGUAAUGAACUUCCAGAAUCGAAUACAUUUGUCUACAUUUAUCUGCACUAAUCUAUAAUAAAGAUACCUAAACUCACUUUCUUUUUUUGAAGCAUGGUUUAAUGUUAUCAUACAUGUACAUCCAGUGCAGUGGCAAGAGAUCUGUGCAAACAGACACAAAAUGUGGCACUAAAUCACAAAAGACAAUCAGCUCUCUGCACUCACAGGAACAACUGCACACUUCCCAUCAUGCCACACACAUACCCACUGAAGAUGACAGAAAUACAAAUAACUGAAUAUAGCAGCAGUCGAGCUGAAAAAACAAAGAUUUUUGCUAAAUGUUCAAAUGUUAGGGAACAUUAUUUGAGUAUUUAACAUCCAAAGUAUUUGACAUCCAUACAUAAAUAAGCUUGAAGCAGAUGUUGACACCGUUCAGAUAUAAACAUAUUAUCCCAUUUUUACAAUCUCUACACUGGCUACCUAUUUAAGUUGUGUUAAUGCAACCCAGAAAUAAUAUAAAUGUUUCUGAACUAAAUGACUCACAAAAGUUUUCUUGCCACCUGCUGGUGUAAUGAUGUAACA